UAACUGAUCAAAGCCUGUGCGCGCGUUCUGUGCUCGUGUACGGCAGAACGCAGUUGCGCGCGGAGUCUGUCUGCGACGGAAGCCUUCACAGCACUGGAUUCAUACUUUGAUACACCUGCAACAUCGGCACACUUUCGAAGAGAGCUGCCAGAAAUUAUUUUGAGGCAAGCAAGUGGAUUUAGGCAUUCAGAGGAAGCUGACCAUCACCUCCUCAUGAUGCACAUGAACAGCUUGUUGAACCGAUGGAAUGAGAUCUCCAAGAUGUGUGAGGUGGAAGACACUCCAGAACCAGUCAGUCCCACGCUGCUCAAUGAGUCCACAGACACCUACUGCCAGACCGACUGCUGGCACCGACUCCGCGCCACGGUCCGGAAGCUAGAGUUCUGGGAAGACUUCAGUGCAGAGCUUAUCGGAACCGGCUUCUUCUCCAAGGUCUACAAGGUGAUGCACGGCACCACCAAGAAGGUGAUGGUGGUGAAGAUCUAUAAGAACGACGUGGAUCAGAACAGCAUCGUGAGGGAGAUCAGUCUACUUCAGAAACUCUCCCACCCCAACAUAGUGAGGUACCUGGGGAUCUGUGUCAAGGAGAAUAAGCUGUACCCAAUUCUUGAGUAUGUGAGCGGAGGCUGUCUGGAGGAGCUGCUGGCCAGGCAUGACGUCAACCUCUGCUGGAGAGAGAAGAUCGAACUGGGCUGUGAUAUCAGCCGAGGAAUGACUUAUCUCCACUACAAGAACAUCUACCACAGAGAUCUCAACUCUAAGAACUGCCUGAUCCGCGUGACCUCGCGCGGCAGGGAGGCUGUGGUCACAGACUUCGGCCUGGCUAGAGAAGUGGGGGAUCUGCCUGCAAAUGAGCCUGACAGGAAGUUGUCUCUGGUGGGGUCGGCCUUCUGGAUGGCGCCUGAAAUGCUUAGAGGAGAGCCGUACGACCGCAAGGUGGAUGUCUUCUCUUUUGGGAUCAUGUUGUGUGAGAUCUUAGCAAGAAUCCCUGCCGACCCAGAAGUGCUGCCCAGGACAAAGGACUAUGGGCUGGAUGUGGAAUCGUUCAGAGAGCUGGUGCAGGGCUGCCCAGAGCGGGUUCUGGAACUCUCUGCCAGCUGUUGUCAGAUGGAUGCAUUCCGAAGACCUUCCUUCUCUGAGCUCCUGGAUGAGCUGGAGGACAUCGCCGAGACCCUAGAGCCACCAGACAACAUCCUAACCACGGGUUGAUCUCACAAAUCCAUCCUAACAAACCCCUGGACUGGAGGAUUUAAGGGACAGUGCUACAUAAGAGUGCAGCAGUGGACCGUGAACGCACUCUGUUCUCCCAAGAGUUGAAUAUACAGGGGAAUGUCUGGUAAUUGAGGACAAAACCACUCAACUGAAGGUUCGCUCGAUAACCAGUUCUGGAUGCCCUCCAUGCAGUGCGUGACCCUGAAUGAUUGCGAGAGUCCAUUUGAGAGGCUGAAUUUGACCUUUUCUCAUUUUUAUUUUAUAUAGAUGAAAGUAAUAUGAUUGUUUAGGGACCAAGUUGUCAGAUUAUUAUUUUUUAAAAGACCAGAUUCUGUACAGACCAUUCCUGUUUUAUAUGGGUUACAGAAAAUUAAGUUCCCUUUUUCUUUUUUUUUUAGGAAAUUUUAAAUACAGCAGAGGAACAAACCAGUCCAGAAAAACUUAUUUGUCCUGUAUUUGAUUUCACCUCUUAAAACUUGCAUACUCUUUCAAAAUAAUUGCACACUUUGCUUAUUUGACAUGUACUGCUAAUUUCACCUUUUUAUGCCUUGUUGUACUUGCCAUGUCACCCAUUAUUCCCACUGUUAACAUCCAUGUCUGAUUGAUAGAGCUCUAAAAUUAUCCAGUUAAAUAUCUCAAAAACAUGGUCAUAGAAUAUGCAUAGAGCUCAACUUUUAAAACAGUGUUUUAAUAGAUUUACAGUAGGAAAUUUACAAAAUAUCUUAAUGGAGCAUGAUCUUUACAUUUAAUUUGACCCAUACAAUGUAUUUUUGGCUUUUGCUACAAAUAUACCCAUGCUACUUAAGACUGGUUUUGUGCUCCAGGGUCACAAUUACAUAAUGUAUUACUGAAUACUAAUUUAGUCAUAAAAGCUGAACAAUCACAAAACAGUAAAAACAGAACAGAGCCGUUUGUUAUUGUAUUCCAGUAAGGGCUGUGGAAUCAGUGUUUUCUCAGGUCAUAAAGGGGUUUUAAAUAUGUGAAUAUUCUCAUAUUGGUUGGGUCUUGUGCUUUGUCCAUGUACAUAUGUUUAUAUAGUCCUUUCACAGAUGUCCGCAAAUAGUCUUUCUAAACCAGAAUCUAUUUUGUUUACGGAGUUUAACUGAACUGUUUGUAUUAUUUCUGACUCUAUUUGUGUAUAUGGUUCUUUCAAAUAUGUAUAUAGCUAGUUUAUUAGUUACACCAAUAAAAGCAUACUGGUUAGUUUGA
This is a messenger RNA of Carassius auratus (goldfish), 2421 nucleotides long. Its product is annotated as dual specificity testis-specific protein kinase 2-like. The coding region runs from base 214 to 1209 and encodes 331 amino acids. Gene Ontology annotation, cellular component: cytoplasm; nucleus. Gene Ontology annotation, molecular function: protein serine/threonine kinase activity; ATP binding. The transcript is spliced from 10 exons. The record is from RefSeq and is a predicted model, not a curated record. Gene Ontology annotation, biological process: protein phosphorylation; actin cytoskeleton organization. NCBI's taxonomy places the organism in Eukaryota, Metazoa, Chordata, Actinopteri, Cypriniformes, Cyprinidae.